AUGGUAAGUGAAAACAGAGUGAAGGGUAAAAUGGACAUUUUCAUUACACUCCAUUGUUCUCGUCUUCUUCCUCUGUUCACUUCUCCAAUCUCCGCCACUGUUCCCUGAAACCCAAUUUUCAGUGGUUAGAUUUUGAUCGACUAUGGCCAAUCAAGGUGCCAAGAAGCGCAAGGAGGAGAACUCUCGCCACAUCACCAAUCUCCGCCGCCUCAUCAUCGCCUGCAACGCUAUUUAUUUCGUAUUUAGAAUGUUGAUUUUCCAUUCAAGUUUCACCUGGAAGCAUUGGAUUGGAUUGGGUGUUACAUCUGCAGCAUAUUUUUUACCUUAUAAACAACUCGCUCAGAUGGCGAAUCCUUCUUAUACUGAUGAUGGGGAGCUUUUGGAUGGUGGGUUUGAUAUGAGUACUGGUGGAGUUUGUGGUUAUUUACAUGAUAUAAUCUACAUCACAAGCUUUGUACAAGUAGCGUCCAUCAUCUCUGGAAAAUUUUGGUAUAUAUAUUUGGUGAUACCUGCUUUUGGAGCAUACCAAUGUUCUGGCUUUAUUAAGCAAAUCUUUUCCAGGGCCUCAGAGGGAGAUGUUGAGGAUGAAAAGAGUCGGAAAAAACGGGAAAAGCUGGAGAAGAAAGCUUCAAGAGGCAAGUUUGUCAAACAAAGAACUAGAUAAUCCACGAGCCCUUUGAGUAAGAGCAUGUUAGCUCUAGGAAUUGAGGCUCUGCAACAUGGCUAACACCCCAAGCGAACAUUGUCGAUGACUUGACAAAGACAAAGUGUUUAUUUUGCAGUAACCAUGAAACCCUCUCUGUUCUGUUUAUGUUAGAGUGGUUUAGCAAUAUUAUGACAAGGUUAGGGUUAAAAAAACUUUUGUAAGAAGCAUUGAGACAUGUUUUUGAACAGAAUUGUUUCAUGUAUUUCUUGGGGAACAAGUGAAGAAUGAAAUACAAGUAAAAAAUAAUAUGUGCAUGCAUGAAUGGGAGGUGAUUAUAAUACAAAAGAUGUAUUUGAACAAUAUUAAA
Cannabis sativa is the source of this 1013-nucleotide messenger RNA. RefSeq lists its product as uncharacterized. The transcript is spliced from 5 exons. The record is from RefSeq and is a predicted model, not a curated record. Gene Ontology annotation, cellular component: intracellular membrane-bounded organelle. Gene Ontology annotation, biological process: vacuolar protein processing. Lineage: Eukaryota; Viridiplantae; Streptophyta; Magnoliopsida; Rosales; Cannabaceae. Bases 143 to 664 code for a protein of 173 amino acids.